Messenger RNA from Colletes gigas, 2970 nucleotides. RefSeq names its product galactosylgalactosylxylosylprotein 3-beta-glucuronosyltransferase I (gene GlcAT-I). The record is from RefSeq and is a predicted model, not a curated record. The transcript has 4 exons. NCBI's taxonomy places the organism in Eukaryota, Metazoa, Arthropoda, Insecta, Hymenoptera, Colletidae. The coding region runs from base 132 to 1178 and encodes 348 amino acids. Gene Ontology annotation, molecular function: galactosylgalactosylxylosylprotein 3-beta-glucuronosyltransferase activity. Gene Ontology annotation, biological process: carbohydrate metabolic process; chondroitin sulfate proteoglycan biosynthetic process. Gene Ontology annotation, cellular component: Golgi membrane.
CUGUCCUCAAUAGUAUCUCUGUACAAGAGUUUGAAUUUUAUUAUCGAUUUACACGUUUUGAAGGCGGUCCGUCGUUUUAUCUCAAAUUAAGAACAGUUGGGAUCGUAGAGUAGUGUCAUGGCGUCGUAACCAUGACAGAAAGUUUGUUCCUCACCGACGAAUUCGUCAGUAAACCUAAUAUGUGGGGUGGCUACCGACAUAACAAAGUCUUCCUAGUACUGUUGCUAAUGCCUAUAAUCCUAAUACAAACUUACAUAUAUUACAGGGAGCAAUGCAAAUGGCUAGAACUGAGGGGCCUGAUGGACUCGUUACAAGCCGAUCAACGAGACGCGAACCGACUGUCAUACACUAUAAUGAAGCUGAUAGAAAAGAAUAGUGUGUUAAGUGAUAGCGGCAAACGAGAAUAUGCCGAUAAACCCACGAUAUAUGUCAUUACUCCGACGUUUGCCAGGCCUGUACAAAAAGCAGAGUUGACACGGUUGUCACAGACGUUUCUGCACGUACCUAACCUCCAUUGGAUCGUCGUGGAAGACGCGGCGAUAAAAACGAUGCUGGUCACGCGUUUCUUGUUAGACAGCGAUUUAAGGCAUACCCACCUAAAUGCUGUGACCCCGCCUAAUUACAAAUUGGGAAGAAACGACCCGAAUUGGAAGAAGCCGCGCGGCGUCGAGCAACGAAACGAGGCGUUACGCUGGCUUCGCGACAAUGUGAAAUUAACCGACAAAGGGGUCGUGUAUUUCGCCGACGACGACAACACGUAUUCGGUGAAGCUGUUUCACGAGAUGGCGAAGAUUCAGAAGGUCGGCGUGUGGCCGGUCGGUCUGGUCGGCGGUUUAAUGGUGGAGAAACCAAUAUGUGAUAACGUAACUAAUAAGGUAAUCGAUUUCAACGCGGUCUGGAAACCGGACCGUCCGUUUCCGUUGGACAUGGCCGGGUUCGCCAUCAACGUGACGCUUUUAUUAGAGAACAAGGAGGCGGAGUUCUCGUACGACGUUCAAGGCGGCUACCAGGAGAGCGAGAUCCUGAAACAGAUCGUCACCAGGAACGACCUGGAACCCCUGGCGGAUCUAUGCACGAAGGUGUACGUCUGGCAUACGCGGACAGAGCCACCACAGUUGAACGUCGAACAACUGUUGAUCAAGAAAGGUAAACGCUCGAACGCGGGCAUCGAAGUGUGAUCGAAAAUCAUGCGCUUCGCGAUCGUUACAAGAAGAGCUCGGUGGCCCGUCGUAGUGAGAACAAAAGUAAAGAAAACAAUUUUUGUGUACGCUUUUUAUCAUUUAUACUUGGGCCAUUUACUCCCCUCAUUGUGGUAAGGUGCAGUGCCAUAACUUUACAGCGCACAUACGAUAAGACUACAGAUACGACGUUGAUUAAUUCUAAGUCGUUUAUCUCUGAAUCAAGCUCACGAGUGAAACGUUUCUUCUUUUCUUUUUUUUUUAUUCUUCUUUUACUUUCCGAGUGUCUGUUUGUACAAAAUCCUUGUACGAUGAAUUGUAUUUUUUUCAUACUGUACCAAGAAUAAAUAUGUUAGCGUAAACGAAUAUGUGAAUCAUUUGACCUUGAAAAUGUUCUUUAUCCUUUAUUAGUCGAGUACGUAUCCUUGACGCGUACAGAAAAAAGCAUACAUAAAAAAUAUGCCUUACACCUACGAACUUUUAAUAAUAUUCGUAAUAUUUUUAUUUUUCUUUUGUUUUCCUUUUUUGUUGUUUAAGUUGGAAGAAUGCGCAGUAAUACUUUUCAUGGGAAGCUGCUUGGGUUACGGAUUUUGGCAACGAAUAUAAAAUAGCUAGAUAAACGCGACCCCUCCUCCGCGAAGAAGAGGCCUCGAAAUACUGCGUGUGACGAUCACGAAGACGAACAACUCGCCGUUUAAGUUUCAUUUCUCGUCGAUAGAUAUAUUUUUUCCUCGUGUAUAAUAUGUACUCGUUCACUUACAUGCUAAUAAGUACUAUAUAUUUGGCAAAACUCUGUAUUUACGGGUACGUAAAAAAGCUACCAAGCGCGGAAAGUGUGUUCGCAAGCGGGGAGAAGUGGCGGAUGUUUUUUUCUUUCUUUUAUUUUCACUCUAGUUUUAUUUUUAUAUACGUAGGUACAAUUGUCAUCCCCUUUCAAUAAAUAUACACGCGAUCGAUUAUCAUUUCGGGCUUAACUUUCGUUCGUUAGUCUUAGUUUUCGUAUUCUUUGCGAACGCACCUUCCGAACUUGCAUGACAACAUCCUAACCUUACCGGACCCUCCUAACCUUAUAUCCAAUACUCCUUAACGAUUAGGAAAAACGUUUACAAGCAUUUACAAAAACUUAUCACAUUUUAACUGCGUUUUCUCGAAAAGCCAUCUUACACAUUAGGACAGAAUUGGUAUUAUAUAUAUAUAUAUAUGGCAGCUUUCGAUUGUUCUCUUUUGUGUUCUUACGUAUUCUGGAACGGUGAUUCGAACGUCUGCCCGGUUCGACUCCGCGCAAACUUUUCUCUAAAGCGUUAAGAAUUCGUGUUUACCGACUAUCGAAAGUGUCGCUGCUUUUUGAUUACACUAUACAUACAUAUUCAGGGAGACUUUUAAUGUAAAGAGAUACGUUCGAGUAGAUUGUCGCCACAGUCGGUGUAUCGGAUUACCUUAUUUCUCGGAACUCCCUUCUAAUUUCCGUAUCUUACAGUCCUUAGGUAUACUGUUUCGGAAUGGCAAAUCGGUAAUCCAAUCGCGACGACACGCUAUUUUAUAAACCAGAGUUUUAUUGCGACAGCUGCCCAAUUCUUCCUUACUUACAAUAGUAACUAACACAGGAUACAUAAAGUACUAUCAAUAAUAAUUAAAAAAGAAACGUAAAAACGAAAGGGGAGACGGUUGGGCUGCUCUUGCACACGAUGGUAAUCUUUACAUUGUAAAAUUGUACACGGUAAACUAUCACCAUAAAUUAUCACGGAUAAAAAAAACAAUAUUUCGCGCGUCCAGGAUCCACUUCGAAGUAUAA